This is a messenger RNA of Athene cunicularia (burrowing owl), 2295 nucleotides long. RefSeq names its product ELMO domain containing 2 (gene ELMOD2). NCBI's taxonomy places the organism in Eukaryota, Metazoa, Chordata, Aves, Strigiformes, Strigidae. Gene Ontology annotation, cellular component: membrane. Bases 82 to 975 code for a protein of 297 amino acids. Gene Ontology annotation, molecular function: GTPase activator activity. The record is from RefSeq and is a predicted model, not a curated record. The transcript has 8 exons.
CCCCCGGUGAUGGCGGGCGGGGGGAGGCUGGGGGCUGCCGCCUCCCCAUCCCGCUAACGCGGGGCUUUCUUCCCGCAGAAGAUGUUGGUGUACUUCUGGGGGUUCCUGUACAGCAACUACUUUCGGUUUUGGCUGAAGUGGAUCUUGAGGCUGCUGACGCGGAAAUGCGAGUUGCAGCGGGUCUUUGACGGCUCGGGGGCAGGGGCGCGGCGGACGCUGAGCAUAGAACAUUCACUGGAAUCAUCAAAGAAUAAGGUUUUAAGAAAUGCUGUACAUGCCGAGGAAGCUGAAGUGGAGAACUGUGUCAGAGAUGUAAUGAAAGAAAAGAAAAUCGAGCAGAAGGAUACAGGGUUUAAGACAAACCUGCAUAUAACCUUACUGCAGAUAUCCGGUUAUAAAAGACUUUAUUUCAAUGUGGAAAAUCUGAGGAAGGUCCCGUAUGAUUCGGAUAACGAAGAACAUGAAGAACAGUUAAUCGAGCUUUGGAAUUUGCUGAUGCCUCAUGAGAACCUGAAGGCCAGAAUCACCAAGCAGUGGUGUGACAUUGGCUUCCAAGGUGAUGACCCCAAAACAGACUUCAGAGGAAUGGGCCUGCUGGGGUUAGUGAAUCUGGUGUAUUUUAGUAAGCAUUACACUGACGAAGCUCGUCAGAUCCUUUCUCGUUCAAAUCACCCAAAGCUGGGAUAUUCUUACGCAAUAGUUGGAAUCAAUCUGACAGAAAUGGCUUACAGCUUACUUAAGAACGGUGCUUUAAAGUCUCAUCUGUACAACAUGGUCUCUGGAUUGCCACAGAUGGAACACUUCCAUCAGUUUUACUGUUAUCUGGUUUAUGAGUUUGACAAAUUCUGGUUUGAAGAAGAACCAGAAAGCAUUAUGCACUUCAACCAGUACAGAGAGAAAUUCCAUGAAAAAAUUAAGGGACUUCUGCUGGAUUAUGAUGUGAUACUAACCUUACAAAACACAAAGAAACCUUAACUCCUCUGCAGUCUGUGAGGUUCUGCAUAAGAAAAUGGAAUUAUGCAUUUGGAUGGAAGCUUUGCGUGUUUCACCACAAACUAUUUAACAAUGGAACUUUUUUUUUUACGUUUAAAAAAAAAAAAAUCAAAAUCCAGUUAAGAAAGCUUGGACAAUCAACCUCUGUUUACAGGUCUUUAUAUGCUAUUCUCCAAAGGACAACUUUUUAAAAACAAAAACCAACCACAAAUCUCUAAGAGCCUCUGGAUCGCUUUCACAAUUUCUUUUAUAAUUUCUUGGUGCAGGAACAUGAAGCAAGUAUCCAUGCCACAUCAUGUUCUCCAUGAAUAGGUCUGACAAUUGUUUUUUAAAAACUUUUUAGUUAAAAUUACUCUGGGUUUAGAUUUUUUUUUUGUGUUCUUGUUCUGUAUGUGUAGUCAGUCGUUCACUCAUCAAUUUUAAAUUUAUAACGAAGAGGUCUACGAAGGGAAUAUAUUAGUCACUUAUGAUUUUGGAGAAGAGGCUUAAUCCAUCAACAUACUGAUGUACUUACUAGAAAUUUCUUCUGGUUAAGGAAGUUCUUUUUAUCUGUGGAUUUGCACCAGCAAAUUCCUACGCUUGGAAAAAGCUUGCAAACAAACAAAAAGCCCCACAGAUCUUCAGUGUGAGGAUCAGAUCCUAAGACUAAAGCUACUCCUUCUAAAAAUAUUCCUACUGUAAAAAUUCUUGAUACUUUCUAAUCUGACUUCAGCUGCAUAGGCUACUUGGCUUUGUGGCUGUUGUCAGCCCUUUCUUUUAGCAGCUGAUGGGGUAUUCUCAGUGGGAAGUACAAAAGAGUUAAUUUAGCCUUUUUAUAAAGUUAUUACUGCAGCUGCAGUCCCUAUUUUGUGAAAAUAAAUUCACACCUGAGUACAAUAACAAAGAUGUAUUUUCCAUGGAAAGGAUGCAACUGUGACAUGUUCCUUAAUCUUGGCGUCCUUAGACAAUCUAGUCAAUAGGACUUCACAUCUAUAUUGUGUCUAAUUAUUGCUUAAAGCAACUUUAAACAGAUCUGGUAUGACCAUCACUUCAUUUUCUAAAACCUACUAUGAAAUAAGUGCCUUCUGCUUUAUUCAAUCAGCAUUUUAUUUUGGUUAUGUAACCAGAUCAUAGCCUUAGAAGCUUGAGUUAUUUGGGAAAGACUCAUUCAGUAUAUGCGUAAAGAGCACACAGUGGCACAAAAUUUGUAUGCCGAUAGAAGCUUUCAUGCCUCUUUUUUUUAAAUCAUCUCAGGUAAAUUAGUUAACUUCUAGUCAGUGACUAAUCAUUAAGAGAUUCCUCAAGAAUACAAAUACUGAACAC